CAGGCAGGGGUGCGAGGGGGAACAUUAAUUCAAGUGCGCCGCGUUACUCUUCGCUGCUGGAGAUGCUGAAAACCGGAGAGCUCGGGACAGCUGGCGCAGCCGGACUUUCCCACGUGGAGAUGCAGCGAGUGCCGAAGCGCUUGUAUGUUGGAGGGCUUGGCCAUGCGGUGUCUAAGGCUGAGCUGCAGGAACGAUUUGGCAAGUUUGGGCAUGUUUUGGAUGCGGAGAUUAUUACCAGACAAGAUGAUCAGGGGAACCCUCUGAAAGCUUUUGCUUACAUCACUGUCAAUAUUUCAGAUGUAGAUCUUAGAAAGUGCAUGACACUUUUAAAUAAAACAAAAUGGAAAGGCGGGACACUGCAAAUUCAGUUGGCCAAAGAAAGCUUCCUGCACAGGCUGGCCAGGGAGAGGGAGGAAGCAAAGCUGCAGAAGGAAAAGCCACAGAGAAAUGGCCAAACAUCUCUGUUAGAAUCGCUGAAAAAGGUGGGAGUUGUGGACUUCUUUAUGAAAGCAGUGCCAGGUACAGAGGUGCCAGAUCAUAAGAAAUGGGUUGUUGGCAAAUUUGGAAGAGUCUUACCUAUCCUGCACCUCAGGAGUCAACAGAAAAAGAAAAUUAUGAAAUAUGACCCAUCAAAAUAUUGCCAUAACCUUAGAAAGCUGGAGCCAGACGUGACAAAUGCCGUUCCUGUUUCUGAGCUCUCUUGGCACUUGGAAGCGAGAGGUGACAGCAUAAACACAAAGCGGAAAGGAGGGUCACCUGCACUGAAGAAGCCACCUAAAAAACUGAGGCAGCUGGGCAGUGAGGCUUUGAAUGGAGCAGUAGUUCUCCCCUCUGGGUGCCAGUCAAGUUCAAAAACCACAAGCUCACCCCAGCUAGAUCAGCGAUCAAAAUGGAAAGCCAAAGAGAAGUCUAAAUUGUCUCCACUGAGGAGUCUUAAUAAUAAAGUAUCUGGGAGAGGCAUAUUAUCAGAUGAAAGCAAUGUUUCUGGUGUUACGCCUCAAAAUAAUAUGAGUGUUUCUGAGAGUGAUAGUGAUUCUGAAGAGGAAAUCAGAGCAAUGGUAGAGAGGCAAGUACAGAAAGCUGAAAAUGGCAAGGCUGAAAGUGACCACUUGGAAAUUGUUGGGGACAAUUUUGAAUUAAAAUACAGUAGUUAUUGGUCCUUAAGCAAUCCAGAUGCCAUGAAGCAAGCUAUCAAAGGAAACUUUAGAGAGAAAAAGAUUAUGGGAUGUGAUAAUGGCUAUCAGUCAGCAAAUACAGGUGAAAUUAUUGCUAAAAGUAAAAGGCCACAUCUACAUAACAAGAACUCUGCAGUUUUAGACAGUUGUAAACCGGUGAAGGUGGAAAAUGAAGACAUCUUAACUGAGAAAAAAAUUGAUUUGCUAAAUAAAUCCUCAGUGAAAACUCAUCAUUUAAAAGAAUAGAGAAAAAAAGGCAAAAAGAAAAAAUCCCAAACUGCUGCCUUGCAGAGCACAGCAGGUAACAGUACAACAAAAACAAGUGAUAAUGAAAGCUCUUGUUCAGAUCCUGAGAAAGAGGAGUCUGAAAGCAGUUUGCAUUAUGACUGCACGAUGCAGAACUGUUACCGCUUAGACCUUACAUUGGAUGACUUACAAGCAUUAGCUACUGGAACACGCGGAGAAGAAUUAGACAGUGCAUGGAGCUCUAGUCAGUGUGCUGUUGAGGAAUAUCCUAAGGGUAAUGUUGGAAAUAAAACAAACCUUUCAAAAUUUUGCCCUGCGGUUAGGAAAACAUGUAUCUGCCCUGAAGAUGUAGUUGCUGCGAUUUUGGCAGGGGAGGAGGAUGCUGAUGAAGCAAGUUUCAAGGGACAAAAUAAUUUGCAUUUGAAAUAUCAGCCCUUCAGAGGAAUGGGGUCCCUUUGUGAAAUGGAGUUACCCAGGGACAGCGCUGGUUUAGAGAAGAGGUUUGUAGAAAGAUUAGAUCUGGAAGCUUGUGUUUCUUCCUGUGAGGAGGAGUUAGAACAGCAAAAGAACCAUCAAAUGUGUUCAGUUGAACUCAACAGUAAAAAGCAACAAAAUGCGCAUUGUGAACCGCAGGGGGAACUGUCAGAUGCUGCGUCCUUUGCAGAUGAGAGAGGUCAGCCUGUGUCCAGGCUGCACUUGCAAGGGAAGAACAAAGAUGCAAGUUCUACACGAUUCAAGCAAAGUUCAGAGUGUGGAGAUGCUGCUCCUUGUACUGAUCAGAGUGAAGACGAAAGCAGUGACGUGGACAGUAAUGCAGUGUCACAGAAACGCACUAAGCGACAACUGAAAAGCCUCAGAGUACUUUCAAAACAAUCAAAGCAGGAUGUAAGCAAUCAAAAUCCAGAAUGCGAAGCUGAUAAACAUGAGGAUGGGAAGAGAAGCCUUCUGGAAAAUAAAGAGCUUUGUCUUCAUGCUAGUGCUUCAAAGGAGCAUAGACCAGAAAAGAAACAGUUGCAGGAUAACAAAAGGAGGCUAGCAGCUCUAGGGGAGACAGAGAGGGAGUUACAGAAGAAACUCAUUCAAGGAGCUCUCUCCAAUCUGGAUAGCCAGCCAGCAGGCAAGCAUAAACACGUGAUAUUUCAUUCAGAUGUGGAAAGUGAAGCUGAAGUAGAUGAGACGUCGAAGAAAGAUGCCAGCUUGGGAAAUACGCCUGAGCACGAUGAAUCUGCUCCUAAAACCGUGGGCAGACUGUUUGACAGCAGUGAGGAUGAGCAAGAUGAUGUGGACGCUGAGAGAUUCAAAAUUAAGCCCCAGUUUGAAGGCAGAGCUGGUGAAAAACUCUUGAAAUUGCAGUCACGGCUUGGCACGGAUGAAAGAUUCCGCAUGGAUGCUCGAUUCCUUGAAAGUGACAGUGAAGAAGAAGCAGAGACAAACAUCUUGAAGGCAGAUGAGGAAGAAGAGCUUGCAGCAGAGAAAAAGAAAAAUCUGGAAAUCCUGGGAAGUCUCUUGAAUGUCAACUUGGAACACCCUACGCUGACAAAGAAGGCCGCAAGUGCUAAGAAAUUCAGAGAUAUUAAUGGCCUCCGCUAUGAUCCCACAAGAGAGGACCUACUAUUCUUGGCCAUUUUGUAAAAGGAACACUCAGCACUGCAGUAUUUCAUUCUAUCUUCAUUUCAUGAACAUCUAGUUGCUCACGAAGCAGCAGGCAUGUUUGAUUUCCUCACAGGAUUCUGGAUGCUCCUGCCACAAUUAUAGAAGAAAAGGGCUGUGAAAACCUGCAUGGUUUCAGGAAGAAAACUCUGGAAUUCAAUGCCUGUUUAACCUACGUUUUGACCUUUCUAUCCCAGUGAAACACCAAUACCCAGAAAAACCAUCAGCUGACCACUGCAGCCUUCACUUUUAUACACCAGAGCCCUCGUAAGAAGACAACGUAAGAAAUAAGGAGCCAUUUGCUAUGAGUAAUGCCGAACAGACAAGCAUUGGCAGAACAAAACCGGAGGCCUUACCCUAUGGUGCCUUUUUCUUCCCAGCCUCUCUAGGUCCAGACUGACAGAAUAUGCAAGCGAACACAGUAGUUUAAUCACAACCAAGAAUGCUAAGGUUAGGUUUAACUAAAAACUUCAAUCAGUAGAGAUUUAAAUCAAGAACAGUCUAAUUUAGUAUUGAGAAUGUCUUUAUUUCCCAAUUUGGUUGUCCUGCACAGAAAAAGAAAAGGUCAGACAUUUCAAAGCUCUUACUUACUCUAUCCCCAGGAUGCUGAUGUUUAUGACAGUUACUGGGAAGUUCUUAAAUGUAUGAAGCAAUUUCGAUAAGAAAUUGGGAUUAAAAUAUAUCCAUACUAUCACUGGUAGCUACUCACCUUAGGCAGGGGGCAGCUUCCACUACAACAAGAGAACAAAUGCAGAAAGCAGACAGAGUCACCCUUUCCCAGGGCAUUUUCUGUUUGAUUUUUAUCAGGCAGUGAUAAAGGAGUCUGCAAAAACAUUGGACAGCCAAACGUAUGCUUCUGAUGAAACAAAGCCAAAACAAUCCAGGGACAUGGACCAAAACCUGUCAAGUGUGGGAAUGACAGCCUCAGUAAUACUGAUAAUCUGGGAGAGAAGAGUUAGGAAAAAUUCCUUGCUUCGCUAUGAAUUUCCUUUGCUCAGACAAAGGGGCUUCAGGUCCCCAGCUCUAAAGCAAAUGGCACCAUCAAAUCCUUAUUUUGAGAGAAAGAAAGCAAUAAACAUUAAAACUUU
Melopsittacus undulatus (budgerigar) is the source of this 4159-nucleotide messenger RNA. Its product is annotated as nucleolar protein 8-like. Gene Ontology annotation, molecular function: RNA binding. Gene Ontology annotation, biological process: protein localization to nucleolus. NCBI's taxonomy places the organism in Eukaryota, Metazoa, Chordata, Aves, Psittaciformes, Psittaculidae. Gene Ontology annotation, cellular component: nucleolus. The record is from RefSeq and is a predicted model, not a curated record.